UGUGCUGACUGUCUCCUUAGCAACGGGCGAGCGCUGCUCCCUGCCUUGCCCUUUUGCAGGCGCUGGGACGGCAGCUGGGGGCCCACGGCUCCCCAUUCCCUGAGCCGAGGGUCCCUGCGCGGGGCUGGGCCACGAUGGCUUUCGAACUGGAAGAAUAUCUGCGGGCAGCUUUCCGGGACAAGCUGCUGCUGCCGAAAAUGCCUGAAAGAGAAGACGACUACCUGACCCCUGCCACCCGCCUGCUGGAGAAGAGGAGGGAGCUGGCAGAGGUGGAACAAGCCCUGUUGGCACAGAAAGAGGAGUUCCAGAUGAAGAUGGAGAGCCUGCAGCAGCGCCGGAAGGAACUGCAGUACAAGGAGGGGCAGCUCAAGGAGGCCAUCUUCAAAUUUGACAAGUUCUUAAAGGACAAUGACUCCAAGCGGAGCCGGGCGCUGCACAAGGUGAGUGAGCAGCGGGAGCAGGUGGUGCAGAAGGUCGUGGAGGCCAUGCGGUUGCGCCAGGAGAUUGCCCGGCUUCUCGUGGAGAGGGACAGGCUGCAGCGGCGCCUGGAAGCCCAUGCCAUCUUCCGGAGUUUUCUCCAGGGGGUGUUGGAGAAGACAGAGCAGUUUCAGGACAUCCAGCCGCUGAUUGACCGCUUCAGGACGCUGAGGGCCACCCAGGCGGUGCUGGUGCAGCAGGACCUGGGGAGCCGGGAGGCGAUGGCGGAGACACAGGCCCAGCUCCAGCAGUACCUGGCGCAGAGCAACACCCAGGUCAUGCAGCUCAACAACGAGCUGGCCCUGCUGCAGGCCCAGCGGGAGCAGGCCCGGGCCAAGGUGCACCAGUGGGAGUCCAAGUGGACUGAGAUCCAGAGCACAGCCGCCAAGAAGACCCUGCAACUGGGGCAGAUCAAGAUGGCUGCCCUCAACCUCUUCCAGCUGGCGACAAAGCAAAUGAAGCUGCAGGUGGACGUCCCCCUGGAGGACACAGAAACCCAGCUUGACACGGUUCAGCUCUGCAUGCUCGACCUGGCUGACAUCCUUGCUGACCUCCGCCAAGGGGAGCCCGCGCCUGCCAUACAGCCCUCGCCUGCUGCUGCCAGCUAAGCCGCUCAGCAUCCUCCCAGCUGCACCGCCUCCACUCCUCAGGUCACCCCAUACCCUGCCCUGAGCCCAGGCUGCAGCUGUGUUGGCACCACCAGGCUGGGGAGCAGUGCUGCAGGGUGACUGAGCACCACCCUAGUGAAAUGGUGGGAGGUUCCACUGUGGACAAAGCCUGCAUUCGAAAAACAACUCAACCAUGCUUGUGAGCCCGUGCGAUGGCCACCAUCCCCGUGGCUGAACACAGGUGGGGCUCCAGCUUGAGCUAAGGGGCCCAAGCUGGAGGACUCGUAUCCGCUUUGGCUCAGGCACACACAGCUGAUACAUCCUGACUCCUGGGCUAGACCCAGUUCUACACCUCAUGUGGCUCCUGCCUGUGGAGCAAUAACCAUGUCCGUAUACCUGGUACUACAGUCUGGGUCUUUGAUCCUAGCCCUGUGCACAUGGGCAAAAAGAAACCAUGCUGGAACACGAUCCUAUCCCAGCUGUGUUUAAGCCUCAUUGUUGGUGUGGUAGAAAGGGCCUAAGCCAGGUGGGCUCACAUGGCAACUGGAAGGCUGCCGCUUCCCCUGCACUACAGCAUCCAUUUGUCUUCUCUGUUCCAUGGCAGCUGGACCAGGGUCUUGUGCCAACAACCACCAGACCUGUCAGAGCAGCUUCCUCUCCUGCUGCCCCAUGGAAUCAUCGCACCUGCAGCCUUUGCAUGUGCUAUGGCCACUUCUAUGGACAGCCCCAAGCAGCAGGACUUUGCUGCCUAGGAGAAGGCUCCUGAAAUGCAUGGGACAGAAGUCCGUGAUCUUCAGCCAUCAACUCUGCCUACUGAUGCACCAUUAACCCCGGGGUCUGGAGUCUUCCAACCUUCUUCUGUAACAUUAGGACUGAUGUAGAAUGCACAGCCCCUCUGGGGAAAUACUGAGCAAUUCAGGGAUUAAAGCAGCAACUGUCUGACCCAGUUUAAAACACUUCAUCACCUCCUUGAUUUAGUUAAACAAGGUUCCAAAAUCCAACCUGUGGGCAUGCACAACAGCUGGGGCCCAAACUAGCCUCGGUCAGUUUCUCCAGCCAAUGUCCCCUUAGGCUGUUGUCUGUGUUGCAUGCACAGCAAGGAGGUUGAAAGACAAUAGAAAAAAUUGUUUAUUGGAGUAAAAAAAGUGUGGGCCAUUAUUUACAUUGAUUUUUGAUACAAAGCUUAGUUCAAUUUAGGCUGAAAUAAAAGUAAGGCCCCUUUUUAAAAACAAGUCAAACUCUGCUCCAGUUCCCCACUUUGCAUACUGCCACGCAGCUCUGAGCAGGAGAGAACAGCUGAGGGGACCCAGGAAGCAUUUAAAGUCUCAAGCAAGUGAUGUUUUCUCACUGCAGGUGGCUGGCUCAGGGACUGCACAUGCUGCCUGUUGCCACCUGCACGGUUAUAGGCGACACUGGAUUGCAGAAGUAUCUGUAACUGUCCCAGUUUGUACUGGCCAUGUUGUGGCUGCCCAUUGCACCUUUACUGAUUUUCCUUUGGGGACAUCCCUCCAUCUUUUUAUGUGCAGAGAGUGGAGGACCUUGCACAGCUGGUAUUAUCAGAGGAGAAAAACACCCCCAUGCUUCUCUGUAGAAAGCAGAUGUGCAGGUUUUCACCAACAGUUUUGGGGGUUCUUUAUUAAAAGAUGGAUUUUCUGAUCA
Messenger RNA from Chrysemys picta bellii (western painted turtle), 2744 nucleotides. RefSeq names its product cilia and flagella associated protein 73 (gene CFAP73). Gene Ontology annotation, biological process: spermatid development. The record is from RefSeq and is a predicted model, not a curated record. Lineage: Eukaryota; Metazoa; Chordata; Testudines; Emydidae.